Messenger RNA from Megachile rotundata (alfalfa leafcutting bee), 422 nucleotides. RefSeq lists its product as uncharacterized. The record is from RefSeq and is a predicted model, not a curated record. Lineage: Eukaryota; Metazoa; Arthropoda; Insecta; Hymenoptera; Megachilidae.
GUUAAACGUUUCAAACUCGGUACGUUUCGCGAAAGCAACGAACACAAUCGAGAUGCUGGUGGAAAUGUCAGCCGGUAAGAAAUGCACGGAGCUGCACGUAACAGGAGGGUUUUUCACCGAUUACGAAUAAGAAGCGGCGCAACUGUCUGCCGUUCCUUUCCAUACGUUGGAUCUAACGAGGCGCACUUCUGUCUUAGAUCAUUCCACGAACCCGCAAAGUUAAAUCUCUUGUUAGACGAGCAAGAAGCAUCUCUGCGUGCAAUACGUAAGACAGAAGCAGGAAGCAAGAGAGUGACUUUACACGGAAGCGUUGUAGCCAUCGUAGUUCCAGUAGUAACCCACCUUUAUGACCGACUAUCUUACCGUGUUUCCCUUCUACUCCGCGUAACAAACGUGCGAGCUAUCACACGGCUGCAGUAAAA